AUGAGCAGAAGCGACACCAUUACUGACAAAAACGAUAGCAACAACAGUAACGGUGAGGAACAAGUAGUAGCUGAAGAGCAAGAAGAAGAGGAGCAUCAGGAGGAGGAGCAUUUCUACGAGUCAUUGGAUCGCAUUGCUUCCUCUUCUUGCUCUUGUUCCACUUCUAACUCCGACUCCGAUCCUGACGCCACCCGUUCCAAUUCCCCUCGUGCAAACAACCAUUUUCACGACCAUCAUGUCAGUAAUUAUGAUGUUUGGAUCUCUCAACCCGAAUCCAUUUCAGAACGCCGCCAACGCCUUCUUCACCAGAUGGGUCUCAGCUCCGACCCAUCCCUUUCCCGCUCCAAACCCCAAACAACCCACAACGGAGAUUUUUAUUUUAACCGCUCGGUGUCCUCGGAUCGUUUGAUUGGAGAGAAACUGGGCGGUCCUGGUUCGAGUGAUUCUACUCCUAUCGUCCGAUCGAAAUCAGACGAUGGCGGUGUUGUUGGUGGUUCUAUAGAUCAUGACAAUGAUGAAGAUGCCGAUAAGUUCGAUGAUGAUGAUUUUAAUUCGUGCUGUUCUUCGUCUUCUGUUUAUUGUUCGCCUUCUUCCAUUUUUUUGCAAGAUUCGAUUAAUGUAAAUAGUAAUGAUAGUAAUUACAAUUGUAGUAGUAAUAAUAAUAUUAAUAACAACAAGCUCAGCAAUAAUGGGUUUGGUGUUGCUGGUUGUGGUAAGAAAAGCAAAAGCAAAAGCAGAAAUGGGUCUUCUCCGAAAGAAGGUAGUGUUAGCGUUAAUGUUGUUGUUUCGCCCAAUAAGCCGCCUUCGGGGAAACAACAUGUUAAGAAAAUGGAAGUGAAUCGAUCGGAUUCGGCGAAUUCUAAUGGGAAUUUGAAUGGGAGUUUGUCAGUUGGGAGUUCAGUGGAGUUUGCAGAGGAGUUGGAAUGUAAUGGGGCGUAUACGGAUGGGGCAGUGGUGGAAGAGAGAGAUAUACGGGUUUGUACUAUUAAGAAUCUUGAUAAUGGGAAAGAGUUUGUUGUCAAUGAGAUAAGAGAAGAUGGGAUGUGGAAUAAGUUGAAGGAAGUUGGGACUGGGAGGCAGUUGACGAUGGAGGAGUUUGAAAUGUCUGUUGGGCAUUCGCCGAUCGUGCAAGAAUUGAUGAGGCGGCAAAAUGUGGAGGAUGGGACGAGAGAAAAUCUCAAUUCCCAUUCUAAUGGAGGGAUCGGAGGUGGGGUUUCAAAGUUUAAAAAGAAGGGCAGUUGGUUUCGGAGUAUAAGGAGUGCGGCGAAUAGUGUGACUGGGCAUAAGGAGAGGAGAAGUAGUGACGAGAGGGAUACUGGAUCGGAGAAGGGAGGGAGGAGGUCAAGUUCUGCUACGGAUGAUAGCCAAGAUGUGUCAUUUCAUGGGCCAGAGAGAGUGAGGGUAAGGCAAUAUGGGAGGUCGUCUAAAGAACUGAGUGCGCUUUAUAAGAGUCAGGAGAUACAGGCUCAUAAUGGGUCUAUUUGGGCUAUUAAAUUCAGUGUGGAUGGGAGGUAUCUAGCGAGUGCAGGUGAGGAUUGUGUGAUUCACGUUUGGCAGGUUGUGGAGUCAGAGAGGAAAGGAGAGUUGUUGAUGGAGAAACAAGAUGAAGGGGGUUUGAACUUGUUGUUAAUGGCAAAUGGAUCUCCAGAACCUAAUUUGUUGUCUCCACUCCUGGAUAGUCAUCAGGAGAAGAAGAGAAGAGGGAGGUCAUCUAUAAGCAGAAAAUCUUUGAGCUUGGACCACAUCAUUGUGCCAGAGACUGUGUUUGCUCUCACGGAUAAACCCAUUUGUUCGUUCCAAGGUCAUAUUGAUGACGUGCUUGACCUUUCAUGGUCCAAGUCUCAGUGUGGAGUGCAGUGUGAAUGCAAAACUGAUUUAGUUAUUUACAUGCCAUCUUAUUAUGAUGUGGUUCCGUUGGAUGAAUGGCAACUGAGCGGAAACUUUGUGAAUAGACAGCUGGAAUCCAGUCUUUUGGAUGGAAUUUGCGAUAUUAUGGCAAUUUUGAGAAGGACCUCUAUCUUUUUCACCACAGUAGAAUUUCAUGGCUUUUGGACAGCAUUUCAUGUUGAUUGGCUUAACAUUUUCUUUUUAACAUGCAUCCAGUUUAAUCCUGUUGAUGAUAGAUACUUCAUUAGUGGGUCCUUAGAUGCAAAGGUUCGCAUUUGGAGUAUUCCUGAUCAUCAAGUUGUUGAUUGGAAUGAUCUGCAUGAGAUGGUCACUGCAGCUUGCUAUACUCCAGAUGGUCAGGGUGCACUUGUUGGUUCUUACAAGGGAAGUUGCCGUUCAUACAAUACAUCUGAGAAUAAGUUGCAACAAAAAUGUCAAAUUAAUCUGCAGAAUAAGAAGAAGAAAGCUCAUCUAAAAAAAAUCACUGGAUUCCAGUUUGCCCCAGGAAGCUCAUCAGAAGUGCUCAUCACGUCGGCUGAUUCUCGAAUUCGAGUUAUUGAUGGUGACGAUCUGGUUCACAAGUUCAAAGCUGAUGAUGAUUCUGUGAUAGGGUUUCGUAACACCAACAGCCAAAUCUCAGCUUCCCUCACAGCAAACGGAAAAUAUGUGGUCUCUGCUAGUGAGGAUUCAUAUGUUUAUGUCUGGAAGCAUGAAGCUGAUUCGCGACUUAGCAGAAGCAAAGGUGUUACUGUCACAUGCUCGUAUGAGCAUUUCCAUUGUCAAGAUGUAUCAGUGGCGAUUCCAUGGCCUGGCAUGGGAGACACUUGGGGCCUGCAAGAUACUUUAUCUGGAGAACAGAAUGGCCAAGAUAACCAUCUUGAUGAGGUUUCCAUUGUCAAUCACCCCCCUACUCCCGUUGAGGAGGCAAGUAAUGAGGGUUCACAGUCUUUAUCCGGGUGCACAAAUAGUCCUCUUAAUGGAAUUAUUUCUAGUGCAACCAAUGGUUACUUCUUUGACAGAAUAUCAGCAACAUGGCCGGAGGAAAAGCUUAAUUUAGCAACUAGAACAAGGAGUCCUCAUGCCAGUGUGGAUAUCUCCAAUGCUUUAAGCCAGAAUGUGUCUGCCUAUGGUCUGGUGAUUGUAACUGCUGGCCUUCGAGGGGAACUUAGAACUUUCCAAAAUUUUGGAUUGCCAGUUCGAAUUUAA
This is a messenger RNA of Dovyalis caffra, 3093 nucleotides long. Lineage: Eukaryota; Viridiplantae; Streptophyta; Magnoliopsida; Malpighiales; Salicaceae. The record is from the annotation of a GenBank genome assembly.